Porites lobata is the source of this 5518-nucleotide messenger RNA. The record is from the annotation of a GenBank genome assembly. NCBI's taxonomy places the organism in Eukaryota, Metazoa, Cnidaria, Anthozoa, Scleractinia, Poritidae.
GCUGAGCCAGGAAUGUCACGAGUCACGCUAUACUGUAUACUGUUUCUUCACCAACCGGAGAAAUGGUGCAACACUCAUCAUCAAAAGUCGUGUCUUAGGUUUCCUUUUUUUAUGAGGGCAAAGUUGCGUAUGGACCUUAGCAAGCAUUUCAAUAAGGUGUGCUAGACUAUCAAGUCUCUUUGGCGUUGAACAAAGGUAGGUGAAUCCGUUGAGAUGCUUAGAGUUCAGUCAACUUUAAGCUUAUUAAAGCUUAUACAUACGCGUAUUAAUUAACACUUAGUGAAAACGUUAGCUCAAAUAUUGAUAUAUUAUGUUUUAAAAUAGUCAGUCCUUGCUUUGUAUUGUAUUUUCUAAUCUUUUAAAAAGCCGGCCUUGUAAUAAACGCUUACGGAACUGGGAACAUGACCGCUCAUUUUGCGGCGGCUUUGAUGCCUUUUUUCUGGCACGUGUAGUGUCUGAUCUCACUCAACACAAAGACUACUUUAAACAAGACUGGUUAAAUUUGGUUACUCGGCUUCUAGAUUAUCUAUCUGUGAAUAUAUUUUUUUAACUGACGCCUUGAGCACUAUGAACAGCGAGGAAAAUAAAGAAUGAAAAUUAUGAUUCGAAGAAAGUAAUAUAAUGUUUCAUGUUUUCACAAUUAGGGCCAUGUUCACACUGUAACGGAUUUUUGCGCCGUCAUGAGAUCAUACCGGAUAGGGCUUCUGUUCACAUACAAGAACAGUUGUCAGGGCGCGACUUCUGUGAUGGAGUGAAGCUGCACUGCGCCGCGCUGCCCUGCACCACUCCACGCCCCCCUGCGUCAAUCUCUAAAGUGAGAGUCACAUAUCGGAUAGGUGUUCACAAUAUACCCGAUAGAUUUUUGUGACGCCAUAAAAAGCUAUCCCGUGUGAGCAUAGCCUAAGAUUCAACUCGGUGUCUCUACGUUUUUCUGAAAUCAUAUUUAAAAAUCUUUUAUUGAAGGAGAAUGAACAAUCAUACAGACUGCAGUGUCACUUUGGCAUGCUGAUCAAGUAUGUUACAAUAAUUUGUAAAUGUCAGUUUAGACAAAUAAUCGUGUCAGAGGGUUACUUCUAAUAGGCAAAGCAGAAACUAAAAGUAUCAUUACCAUUUUAGUUCUUAGUUUCCUCCUUGGUAAUAGAAUCAUUUUCUUCUGCCAUCUGUGAAGAAUACUGAUGGCCUCAUAGACAAAGCCAGUGUGUCUAAAUUCCAAUUUGAUCAGCAAUGAGCUACUGUCUAACAUACAUUAAUUUAAUAAGAGGGUCACAAAUUUUUGGGGCCUUGUCAGUGUAAAAUUCUGACAAGGGACAUGGCCUCAAGACAGUGACUUGAGUACAAAUGAAAUGGUGACAGUAACACAAAGUUGGGCUGAAACUGGGUUGACAAUGAGGACAAGCAUUUUCUCAAAAAGCACGAAACAGUAGCCUGCGAACUGGCUCCAAAGUGGAGUGGGCCGUGGGAGAGAAAAAAGGCUGGGGUAGCCUGUAGACUUUGUUUUGAUGUCGCCCAUCUAUAAAAACAAAUUCUGGUAUAAUGAUCUGAUUGGUCAGAUCACUGACUGUUGAGAUGUGAACAGUGAAUAAUACUCACAUGCAGUGCGCUUUUUUAUUUGAAGCCAAUGCAUUCAAGCAUUGGUCAGGUUUUUACUGACCAGUAUAUAUUAUCAUGACAUUUAUUUCCUUUGCAGUCACAACUAAGAGUGAACAGUCACAGGACACCAACAAAUACUAAUGGGAAGGCAGCAGCAAUCAAGUGUAGUACAAACAGUCUAUGCACCUGAGCAAGCAAUCACUUGCUCAGCCAGUAGGAACCCUGUACAACCUGAUUCAUGCUGGUCAUGGGUUGUUUGCUUGGCCUGUGCUGUUUCAAACAUAAUUAUAUGUGGGAUUAUUAUCAGUUAUGGAGUCAUGUUUCCUACUCUCUUGGCAGAGUUUCAGCAGGGAAAGGGUCUUACUGGUGAGUAGAACCUUAUGAAGGGUUAGUCUACUUAAUGGUAAAGAUUUCACAAUAAGAUUAGAGUAGGGUAUUAUAUUCUGUUAAUCGGCCUCUUAUUUUCUAUUUAGUGUGAAUGUGAAGAUAAUAACUGGGGGAAAACGUUUGACCAUUAGUGUAGGGUGCAGUGGGGGCAUACUGGAUUUGGUUUUUCACUAAUUGAAUUGCUUAGAAAAUUAAGUUUUGAGUCCUUGACAGACUAACAUUGUGUAAGGUUACAACAGCCCACUGACUAUUACAUGUAUGGCAUGACUUUAUUUCGGCUGGGUUUAUCUCACUGGGGCAGGAAUGCUAAUGACUUGCAUGGAUCCUAGACAUUAAGCAGCUCAACUUAUUUGUCUUGAAAGUUGGAGGAUUAUUACUGACAAGAGUGUCAAGCAGUGAAGUCACAAGACAAGAGAAGCAAGGGGUGCAGCCUAUCCCAUUCCUCCAGUCAUGUGUGUGUGACCAUUUUCUACUCACCACAGUUGGCUUAAAGGGGCUCUGUCUGGGGUGGGGUGGGUGGGCACUUGUGAAUUCAGACCUCAAGAUAAUAGAAGAACCUGCUAACGCCCUAGCUCCAGCAGUGGGCCUUGCUUUGGUUCAAAAAUAAGUGGGAAGGGGGCUGGCCCCGCCCCCAACCCCCCAGCCCCCAGCUCCCAGCCCCCAGCUCCAGGCCCAUAGAUCCACCACUGUUUCAGCUUCUGGUUUGGCUCGACGUUCUAUGUGUGUAAUUUUAUUAGUAGUAUUCACGUGACAUAUGACACUAUUCUAGAUACAAGUAAAUGUCCUUUACUGUCCUCAGCUUUAGUUGGCUCGUUAGCUAUGGUUGGCAUGGGAAUAUUCAGCACAUUAGUGGCUAAAGUGUACAACAAGAUUGGUCCACGUGCAACAGUUAUUCUUGGAGUUGUACUUUGCUCUGGAGCUCUUCUAGCCACCUCACAAGGAAACGGCAUCUAUUCCAUUCUCAUAACGUAUGGUGUUUUGUUCGGGUUUGGUUCAAGUUUUAUCUUUCUCCCUCCAUAUCUCGUGUUGCCGAGGUACUUUGUCAAAAGACGUUCCUUAGCUGUGGGACUUGUUGCUAUGGGCCCUGGUGGAGGGAUGUUCGUUAUGAGCUUCGUAAUGAAGGCUCUUCUUGAUGAGCUUGACUGGCGAAGGACGUAUAUGAUAUUAGCUGGAUUUGUGGCCCUUUCCGUUCCGUUAGUUUGCACUGUUCGACGUAUUCCGCCAGAGGAAGAGGAAAGUAAAUCUGUUAAGAAAGAUGCCAAGAAAAGAUUCUGUGAAAGUGUGUGGUCCCUGUUUAGCAACAAGCGGUUUGACAUCAUAUUUCUCUCAAUGAACUUGUACUAUGUCGUUCAUUACAUUCCUUCCGUUCACAUGGUAAGUGUAUAGCUAGAUGAAUGGACCACUUUCGACAUCACUGAAAGAUGAUUAAUAAAUGUAAGGGUAUAUGACAGAAUUUCUUAUUUACUUGGUAGAAUCUAUAGUGUCGUGAUAAGAACAGCGAAAAAAAAGAUAUAGAUUUUACUUUCCCGUGUUUUAACGUACCAGAAACGUGAAAUUUCGCUUCCGGUGUGGUCCGUACUACAGGAAACAAGGGACUGGGGAUGGUUGUGACGUCAUUUUCCAAGACCUCCAUUUUCGUGGCAAGCAGGAACGACUGGGAAAUUUGCUUGGUCCAUUUUUUUUUCAAUAUUUACAUGCCCUCAAGUCAAUGAAUUAGUAUGUUUAGUGCUCCCUGAUGAAAUUUGUUUCUUGUCUUCUUCUUCAACUCUACAGUAGCAUUGUGUGUAUGGGUGAAGUAACAGUACGUUUCUGGGAAACUGCCUACCUACCCCUCCCCUAAGCAAACAUUUUGCCCAAAGUGAGAAGUAAGUGUUAAUGUUGGCUUAUGGGAGGGGUAGGUGGGCAGUUUCCCAGAGACGUAUAAUGAUCCUAGAGAGCCAGCCUGCGUGGCAAGCGAUUCCGCACGAGUUCGUCGGGAAAGUUGGGACGAGAGCAAAAGAGUGGAAUGAAGGGGAGGGGGAGGGUUAGAGAAGGAAACACAGAAUUGAUCUCCGAUCGUGACGUAGCCUCCUUAAAACUCUCAUUUCAUCAAUCUCUUUUUUCAUCAAUCUCUUUUUUGACGCACGUGUUAUCUUUUCGUCUUUAGGUUCGCUACUGUGAAGAUUUAAGAAUAACAGCCACACAGGCCUCCAGACUCUAUCUAUACAGCGGUUUAACCUCAAUGCUUUGCCGUCCAGUAGUGGGCUGGUUAUGUGACUUGAAGCAUAUUGAAGCAAUUUACAUUUACCAGCUUGUGGCAGGAGUUAAUGGAGUCGCAACCCUUAUUUUACCUCUUGCAAGAAGAUACUUUCAUUUCGUACUAUAUUUCAUAGUCUUCGGACUGGCCGACGGAGCCAUCGGAUGCUCGUCGACCAUCGCUAUUCUUUCGUGUUUCACCAGUAAGAAAAGGUCGCUAGGAUUCGGUCUUGCUGUUAUGGUCAGUGCGUCUAUGGCUGCAGCUGGUCCUCCUCUUGCAGGUAAAUGUUUUCAAGUUUACUAGGUUGUUUCGGAUCAUUAUACGUUUCUGGGAAACUGCCCACCUACCCCUCCCAUAAGCCAACAUUAACACUUACUUCUCACUUAGGACAAAAUGUUGGCUUAGGAGAGGGGUAGGUAGGCAGUUUCCCAGAAACGUAUAAUCAUCCUGCAGAACAGACGUUAUUUUUUCUGGCGACCGAAGGCAAGCAGGAAGCAGGCGUGAAUUGCGAGACAAGCGCGUCGGGUGCUUCACGUCCGUUUCGUGCCUGCCCUCACUCGUUCAUAAAACGCCGAAUAUAGCGCAUUUUUUGCAGGCUAUUUCCGAGUUGUCUCUAGCGUCUUUUUCAAAACGAGACUUAUUGCGAAGUGUUUCAUGACUUUGAUAUCUUUCCGAGAGCCUUACUAGACGCAAAAAUUCGAAUAUAUGAAAUUAUAAGAUUGAAUGAUGAUAAAGGGCUGGUUAGGUCUGCAAAUAUACUCCAAAUAGCAGAUGUUAUCCGUCGAGUUGUCUUCCUGCUAUGUUUUUAGACAAUAGUUCGUCGUGAAACGAGUAAAAUGUGUCGCCGACUGUUUGGCCAUUUUUCUUUUCACAACCAAAACAACUCAACCUCGUCCCAGGUCUUCUCGGUUAACGGUGCAUUAACCUCCAACUGUGUUGUACUUUUGACGUCAUCGGUUGAUUAAUCGCAAAAUUCUUCGAAAUUUGGUCAACAGUAGUAGGUUAUGGUGAAUUAUGCGAGUACUUUUAACCAAUCAGAAACGGAGAAAUACUUUGAAUCAAUUAUAAUCCGUUUUAUUUUCGGUUCUUCAUAUGUGUAUAAUUAUUAGCGGUUUUGCGAUAUAUCUUGUAGGUCUCAUGGCUGAUGAGAUGGGCUCAUAUGUUCCAGCAUUUUAUAUGACAGGGAUUGUCAUACUUCUGGGAGCAUCAAUCAUUUUUCUUGCCCCGUUUGUCAACUCAGAAAACCAACGAGAUAUUAAUGCUUCUGAAGAAUUGUUCGUCGUGGAAAAAUGCACAGUUGUUUGA